Mycena indigotica is the source of this 2589-nucleotide messenger RNA. RefSeq names its product STE/STE20/YSK protein kinase. The record is from RefSeq and is a predicted model, not a curated record. Gene Ontology annotation, biological process: protein phosphorylation. The transcript has 5 exons. Gene Ontology annotation, molecular function: ATP binding; protein kinase activity. NCBI's taxonomy places the organism in Eukaryota, Fungi, Basidiomycota, Agaricomycetes, Agaricales, Mycenaceae. Bases 1 to 2589 code for a protein of 862 amino acids.
AUGACCACGAACCAACAACCCUCAGUCCACCAACUCUAUCGACGGCUCGAGACUGUUGGAAAAGGCGCCUAUGGAAGCGUUCACAAGGGAAUCGACCGCGCUGGCAACAUUGUUGCUCUCAAAAUCAUCAAUCUGGACAUUGAGAGCGACGAUGUUGGUGACAUCCAACGGGAGGUAGCCCUGCUUACUCAACUCCGCGAUGCCCCCAAUAUCACCCAGUACUAUGGCUGCUACCUCGACGGACCUCGGGUUUGGAUUGUGAUGGAGUUUGCUCAGGGAGGAAGCGCGCUUUCCCUGAUGAAGGUAUCCAAGAAUGGUUGUCUUGAGGAAAAGUAUGUCAGUAUCAUGAUUAGAGAGGUGCUCGUUGGUUUGAGCUACCUCCACAAAGUCCCCGUCAUCCACCGAGACAUAAAAGCCGCCAAUGUCCUCGUCACCGUCACUGGCAAAGUGUUGAUCUGCGACUUUGGCGUUUCAGCACUCUUGACCACAACAGGCAGCAAGAGGAAUACGAUGACUGGUACACCAUAUUGGAUGGCCCCGGAGGUAGUGCAAACAGUACCUGCCUACGAUACCAAGGCUGACAUAUGGAGCCUGGGUAUCAUGAUCUACGAAAUGAUCAAGGGUAGUCCGCCUCAUUCCAAUCUCGAGCCAUUCAAAGUCAUGGACCUCAUACCUCGGGUUAAACCCCCUCGCCUUCUGGAAACAGAGGGUUCGAAAGACAUGCGCGAUUGCAUGGCUCAUUGUCUCAAGGAAUCUCCUAGCGAGCGUCUUCCAGCCGACGAACUCUCCAAAACGAAAUGGAUCAAGUCUGUCGCCAAAACGCCUACCAACGUUCUACAGGAACUUGUGCGUCGUUUAGAUCAAGCAGAAAAGAGAGCGAGUCUGGCGGAACCACUAGCUUGGGAAGCGGACGAGGAGCGAGACCUCCGGCAAUUAGGCAUGGACCAUGAAGACGAAAAUCCAUGGGAAUUCGACACAGUCAGAGCAAGUGCAUUGUUUCUAUCAGAACUCGAUGCGCCUCGUCUCUCAGAAGACGAUUCGUCGCAAAUGCAAGCGACCAUUAGGCCUCCUCCCGCUCAAUUGCCAUCGUCUCUUCGAGCUUUGUUUGAAGAUGAAGCGACAUCGUCACAAGACGCUUUCAGGAUCCCUGCGUUCCAAAUUCCUUCCCAACGGAACACACCCAGUCCGCCUGCUGCCCUGUCUCCUCCACCAGCCAGCCGUCUUGGUAUCAAGCGCGGCGCAACUCUCGACAACAUUGGAGAUGAUCUAACGGCCAAACAGGCCUUUUUCGCUUUCCCUCCUCGACCUAUUGGACGAUCUCGGUCCAAUCUGGGCUCUGCACUUACGGGUUCAGAAGACGAUUCCUCAACGGAGGCCAACAAUUCAGAUAGUAGCUCAACUCGCACUGAAUACCGAGCUCGAGGCCCUCAUAAUAUCGCAAUACCUGCCGCUGAUGCCCUUGCCAUCGAAACAGAUGUACCAGGCUCAUCUUCAUCUUCCACUUCGUCGAAUUUCACCAUAACCAAGCCCUCUCCAGUCCGCAAACCAUCUCAGAGCAAUCUAGAAGGCAAUAGAGACAUCGAUUUAACUUCUCCAGCGGCGUUCCAGUUCCCUCCCCCACAACAGUCGCCUACUAUUGCCCCGGUGCUUCCUCUACAGCUUCACAAGUCCCACAGCCGCCACUCACCCACCCAUUCAAGCACAUCGAGUGCAACGAGUAUCCCAGUGUCACCGGGAGCUCAUCAGCCAGCCUAUUCGUUGGACAAUACCGUCUCGCCCCGACGCUUCGCUACACCUACUCAGCGUCCAGCACCAUCUAUGAUCAGAACACGCUCCGCAACUGCUCUCCCUGAAACUGGUCCUUCAAAACCAUUAGCUUCUCGUGCGAUAAAUAUGGAACCGCCCCCGCUAGUUCCACCUAUCAAACCGUUUGCUCGUCGACAGCGUAGCGGUAGUGACUCCAGUAAUACGGGUUACACGCCUGGUCUAGGAACUCCGGGUCUGAAAGACGUUCUCAAGAUUCCAUCGUUGACAUCUGAACAUCAUUUGGGCAUAUCUGACUUGCUACCGCCAUCUCCCUCUGCUGCGGGGUACAGUCCCCGUACAUUUACUCCAUCAGCCAGCCAGCUGGCCACAAGCACACUGCCAGAGACAUCGCAAUACUCUGCGUUUCGAGAAGCAGCGUCGACAUCCAACACGUCAUUUUCGCUCGGUCUUCCUAGGACCAGUUCCCCUCCACCGCUGGAAAUGCGGAAUGGCAACAGCGACCAUGUUUAUUCGCGCACACAUCAGCCGUCAUUGUCCUCAGCUUCAAUAUCUUCACUCCCAUCACUAGGCCCAGCUAUCCGACCUCUGGAUUACGCUGCGUUAAUCUCGGGCGAAAGCACCCACUCAGAGUUGGCUCGGACAAUUGAUGAUCUUUCUCAAUGGCUCUCUAUUCUUGAAAAGGGACUGGGAAACAUGCUAGAUACCUCCAUCUACGCAAGCACCAUUGCUGAAGAGCAAGAAGGAUCGUCGACCGAUCUAGAUGAGACACCAUUGGAGCAACGACAAGAUGCUUCUGGCCGUCACCCUGUAGUCGCAACAUAG